GUCAGCAAUUAGUAUUAGCUCGAAGGAGGCGUGAGUGAGAUCGAGCAUUCCUGGAGGGUUGGACGGUCUCGAGAAUCAUGGGUUCAGUCGUGAUGGAUCACGCGGAGACGAGGACGAUGGAGUCGAUGGCGGAGAUGGCCGACAGAAUGAGCAAGGAGCUCCGUUCCGAGAUGCACAACGCUGAGGUGCAGCUCAACAACUGGGUCGCCGAGCGAGAGCAGCGGCUUGCCGACGUACAGUCUGAUUACGCGCAGACGAUGGAAGCCCGCGCGGCAGAGGUAGUGGAGCUCCGAAAUGCUGACAAGGACACGACCGCAAGACGAGCGCACUGCGCCGCCGUUGUCAAGAAGCAGGAAGAGCAGCUUCAGGAGGAGGUGAAGCGGCUGGAAGAGCUGAGAGAAACGGAGAGGGAAGAGAUGCCCGCCAAGCUGGAAGUUCUCGGGGCCGAGCACCAGAGAAUCGCGAAGAACCUUGAGGCGAAGCAGGGGGAGAUGCUCACCCGCCGUCACGUCAAGGAAGAGGAGCUAUCGGUGCUAGGGAAGGGGGUUCUUCUCUACCGGCGGCUGGGGCUGGAGUUUGAGGGCGGGGACACCGGAGACGACGGGUCGAUGAAGUGCCUCAGGCUCGUCUUCCGACAGAUCUCCCGGCAAGAGCCCGAAAGGCCCUUCGUGAUCGCCGUCUUCAUUGACGACAAUGGCCGCUACGUCGUACCGGAAUGCUUCCCAGCGCUCCCGACGGAAGAUUUGAACCGAAUGCUGGAGGACGUGAACGAAAGCAACGACUUCGCCAAGUUCGUGUCCCGCGUACGUCGCGGGUUCGUCUCGAUGGCCGAGGCGGGUCUCUGA
This is a messenger RNA of Ectocarpus siliculosus, 845 nucleotides long. The record is from the annotation of a GenBank genome assembly. NCBI's taxonomy places the organism in Eukaryota, Phaeophyceae, Ectocarpales, Ectocarpaceae.